This is a messenger RNA of Oenanthe melanoleuca, 6309 nucleotides long. RefSeq names its product solute carrier family 26 member 3 (gene SLC26A3). Bases 229 to 2496 code for a protein of 755 amino acids. The record is from RefSeq and is a predicted model, not a curated record. Lineage: Eukaryota; Metazoa; Chordata; Aves; Passeriformes; Muscicapidae. Gene Ontology annotation, biological process: transmembrane transport. Gene Ontology annotation, cellular component: membrane. Gene Ontology annotation, molecular function: secondary active sulfate transmembrane transporter activity; bicarbonate transmembrane transporter activity; oxalate transmembrane transporter activity. The transcript has 21 exons.
UACUGGCAGUAUUUAGGGAGGUUCUGAAGUAAAGAAGAAGAGUACAACAUACCUGCACUGACUGUGAAAAUUUCAGGAUUAUCCAAAAAAUCCUAGUGUUGUUUCUUCUGAAGAGCUUCCUGAAAGAUAUAUCAGGUACAACUUUAAAUUGUCAUUUUAGGUUUUUAAGUGCCUGGGGCACAGAGGAGCACACACAAGUAACCACCCUAUCCUGGCAUUUCAGGAGAAAUGGUUGAACCUGUGGGUAACCAUUAUGUUAUAGCCAGACCUGUAUACUCGGAGAAUGCAUUCAAUGAAGAGCAUGAGAAAUUGCACAGAUACCAUAAAACCUUUUGGGAUCACCUGAAACUCUCUUUUAGCUGCUCCUCACAAAGGGUCAAAAAAAUUGCUUUGGGUUUGUUUCCAGUUGUUUCCUGGCUGCCAGCGUACCGCUUCAGGGAGUGGAUCCUGAGUGACAUCGUCUCUGGCAUCAACACGGGGCUUGUGGCUGUGCUGCAAGGUCUGGCCUUUGCUUUGCUGGUGAAUGUCCCCCCCAGUUAUGGACUCUAUGCAGCAUUCUUCCCUGUCCUGGUCUAUUUUAUCUUUGGCACAUCAAGACAUAUCUCUGUGGGUCCCUUCCCCGUCCUGAGCCUCAUGGUGGGAGGAGUUGUCACCAGGCUGGUCCCCGAUGACAACACUGGAACUGGCAAUUCCACAAAUACCUCAGCAAUAGAUAAUGAGAGGGUGAUGGUGGCAGCAUCUGUAACCUUCCUUUCUGGGGUUUUUCAGUUGCUUCUGGGAAUUUUCCAGUUUGGAUUCAUUGUUAUUUAUCUAUCACAAUCAUUAAUCAGUGGUUUCACGACUGCUGCAGCUAUCCACGUUUUGGUAUCUCAACUGAAAUUCAUGUUUCAGCUACCUGUCCCUGGAUUUAAUAAACCCUUUGGCAUCAUCUAUACUCUGGAGAGUGUUUUCAGCCAGAUCACAGAAACAAACAUAGCUGACCUGGUCACAUCACUGAUUGUCUUGCUUAUCGUGUUCGUGGUAAAAGAAAUAAACGAUCGAUACAAGGAAAAGUUACCAACUCCUAUCCCAAUUGAACUCCUUGUGACAGUCUUAGCAGCACUGAUUUCCCAUUUUGUCGACUUUGAAAAAAGAUUUAACGUAGCUGUUGUUGGAAAACUAGAGGAAGGAUUUCAAGCACCUGUUGCACCUGAUGUAGGCAUCCUCCAGAAUUGUAUUGCUGAUGGCUUUUCCAUUGCAAUCGUUGGGUUUGCAGUAGCCUUCUCUGUGGCUAAAGUGUAUUCCAUCAAGCAUGACUACCCAAUAGAUGGCAACCAGGAUCUAAUUGCUUUUGGGCUGGGUAAUAUAGUUGGUGGAUCAUUCAAAGGAUUUGCCUCCAGCACUGCUCUGUCCAGAUCAGGUGUGCAGGAGAGCACAGGAGGCAAAACACAGAUUGCUGGCAUUGUCUCAUCUGUCAUUGUUUUGAUUGUGAUCUUAGCCAUUGGGUUUCUCCUGGCACCAUUACAGAAGUCAGUGCUUGCAUCUUUGGCCCUUGGCAAUUUGAAAGGAAUGCUCAUGCAGUUCAAGGAAGUACAUGUCCUCUGGAGAAAGGACAAGUAUGACUGUAUUAUAUGGGUGGUGACUUUCAUAGCUGCUGUCCUCCUUGGCCUGGACAUUGGACUAGCAACAGCUGUGGCAUUCCAGCUGCUGACAGUGGUGAUCCGCUCCCAGUUUCCAAGCUGCACUGUUUUGGCCAAUGUUGGGAGAAGCAACAUCUACAGAAACAGGAAGGAUUACACUGAUAUCUAUGAGCCAGAGGGAGUGAAGAUUUUCAAAUGCUCCUCUCCAAUCUUCUUCGCUAAUAUUGAGUUCUUCAGAGAGAAACUUAUCACUGCUGUUGGCUUCAACCCUCUGAGAGUCCUGAGGAAACGCAAUAAAGCUCUGAGGAAGAUUAGGAAGAUGCUGAAGAAAGGAGAGCUGCAAGUGACACCGAAAGGCUUGAUUUGCACAGCUAGCCCUACAUAUGAGUCAGAUGAAGAGUUAGACAACAACAGGAUAGAGGAGCUGGACCAGCCCACCAUCAUGACAGACUUGCCCAUUCGGAUCAACUGGGCCACUGACCUCCCCCCAGGCAUCACUGCACCCCAGGUCAACAUCCACAGCAUCAUUCUGGAUUUCUCAUCAGUGUCCUUCCUUGAUUUUUCUGCCAUGACAGUCCUCCGAAAGAUUUUAAAAGAAUUUGUCCGGCUCGACAUUGACAUUUACAUUGCUGGGGCAUAUGAAGGCCUUCUGGACAAACUGGAGAGAAGUGCAUUCUUUGAUGAAGAGAUUAAGCCAUCCAUGUUUUUCCUCACCAUUCAUGAUGCGGUUUUACACAUUUUGCUGAAGAAGGACAUAGCCAGCUCCCCCAAAUUAAAGCUUGCUGAGGGGAAGGGUAGGAGCAGCGACUCUGUCGACAUCCCCAGGAACGGACUGCGCAGCCGGGAGUGCACAAUUCCAACAGAAACAAAAUUUUAGACUUAACUUCCGAAGGAUAAUAUCCUCCAGCAACACAACGUCACAGAAGAUGGAUGUGGAUGCCGUGAUGAGCAUGAAGACAGAAGGAUACUUUUAAAUACCUUUAGAAGGAUUUACUACAUAUGGUUAUGUUCCAGGUUUUGGAAAGGGCUUGUUAGCCUUUAUGUGUCUCUGUAUAUAUAAAUGUAUUUAUGUAUAUGUAUAUAUAUGGAGGCUAAAAUCACACAGAUUUUCGUAUUUCAUGCCACAGUUUGUAGACCUGUACAGUUACUUGAGAAUCUAUAAAUAUUUGAAAUCUUGUAUUGGAUACCACAGAAUUAUAGUUAGGACUGAUAUUUUAUCUUUAGCAUGUAUAUAACUUGUAUAAAGUUUUAUUGAUGGUUUGUAAGAUAUUUAAUAGACUGAGUUAAACUUGCUCUCAGCUUACUACCACAAGCAUAAGCACAGUGUACAUAGUGACUAAGGUACCUAAUUAUGAAGAUUGUUCAGGAAAGAGACAGGAUUUUUGGAUCAAAACAUGAUUCAUUGAUUUGUAUUGGGCUUGUGUAAAGUGCACAAAGGAGGAUACAUUUAUAGUGAGCCAUUGUGUACACACAGUGAACCACCAUGGUUUCAGUGACUGUAUAGCUGCAUUUGUCCAUGCACCACCAGGGUAGCUCAUGGUCAGUGAGACCCAGCCUGUGACAGACACUGGCCCCAGAACGUGGCUGGAGGAGCCAGGUGUGUGUGUGGGUGUGGAGCUGCCAGGUGGGCAGGCUGAACUGCCUGGAUCUAUGGACAGAUGGGCAGAGCACUUCAGCUUGAAGAGUCUACUCUGAUACUCUUCUGCACAACCCAGUCUGCACAACAGCCAUCAAUUAACCCCUGCUGGAAGUCUAAGGCUUGAAGAUGAGUUACAUCACAUCUUUCAGAGAAGAGCACCUAAUACCCAAAGUGACAGAAUUUUUAAUUUCACAUAACAAGUGCUAGAGGUAUAAAAAUCUUCAGCCUAGAGGAAAAUGGAACCAUUCCUGGAGUCUGAAAGACACAGCACUCUGAAAUCACAAGACUUUCUAGUUUUCAAAGCCGAGUUUUGGCUUACAGUCAAGCUGGGGUGGCCAGAAAUGUGCAUUUGGACUUAAAGAAGAGCUGAAGGGAAGGAUAAAGUAUUUUGUGUAAACCAGAACUACAAUUUUUAUCUUCAGACUAUGCAGAUGUUAAAAACAAAAGUUUUUUUCAUAUUUUUCUAAUUUUUUUUUUAAUCUGGAGUUAUCUGAUGAACUCUGCUAAUGAACCAAGCUAGAAGUCAGUAUUAAAAUUGAGGAGAUCAUGAAUAUAGAAAGAUUUAGGUGAGCUUGAAGACAGAAGACAAAUUCAGCUUUCAGGAAACACUCCUGCAUUUACAGAUGAAUAACAAGCUGUGGUUCUGUGGUGGGUGAUCACAUGCCUGACCCGGUGUGGGAGAUGUGGCCCUUGGUGGCAUCACAGACAUGCUGCUUCCUGCAGACACCACAAGGAUGGUGAGCAGCUGUACCAACCCACUGCUCUUCUGAGCAUGCCUCAGCACGUGUCGAGUGCCAGAUAAUCAGCACAGCAAUAUCUGAUGACAGCUACAAAUUAGCACACUGCCAAAUUGCCCUUAUAAUGCAGUCUUCCAAAAAAACAGAGUAUAACACAAUAGAUCUUUCCAGAAAAAGAAAGUUCUUUGGUCACCACAAUAUAAGAAAUGUAUUAAACUAUUAGAGUGUCCAAAGGAGGGCAAAGAAGAUGGAGAAGAAGCCAUAUGAGGAGUGGCUGAGGUCACUUGGUCUGUUCAGCCUGGAGGAGACUGAGGAGAGACCUCACUGUUACAACUUCCUCAUGAGGGGAAGAGGAGGGGCAGACACUGAUCUCUGCUCUGUGGUGACAGUGACGGGACCUGAGGGCAUGGCCUGAAGUUGUGUCAGGGAAGGUUGAUGUUGGAUAUUAUGGUGGUCACAGCACCAACCAAACUGAGUUCAAGAAGUGUUUGGACAAUGCUCUGACAAUGCACAUGGGGUCACUUGCAGGGAUGGUGCUGUGCAGGGCCAGGAGUUGAUGAUCCUUAUGGAUCUCUUCCAACUCAGCACAUUCUGUGAUUCUGUGAUAUUGUGCAAUGCACAAGGGAAAUUUCACUCUAAAUACUCUGAACUUCAGGACUGAGCUCUCCAGUUCAAAAUCAAUGUUAAUGACAGAAAUAGUUAUGAGAAUCUUUGUAAAAUGAAGAACUUGUAUCUAAGGACUGACAAAAAGAAAUGUACAGGGAUUUAACCUAGGAGACAGAAAAAGUUAUGCAAGACAAAAAAAUAAUAUUUUCCUGUAAGGGGAAAAAAUGAACUGGCUAAGCUUAAAUGUGAACAAGAUAUUAGAAGAUGCUUCCCCAUUUUUUACAAUGGUGAGAUCCUUUCCAGCUAGAACAAGAGCAAAAAUCUAAACUGCUUUUAAGCUAAGACUUAAACAUGUUCAUGAAAACCAUGAUACCACACCAUACCAGUCUAAUCUGAACUGUCAGACUCAAGCUGGUUUUUUCAGUCCCAUGUUCAUAUGCAGCUAUACAGAGCCAGGAAAACAUCCCUAUAAAAAUCAAUAUAUGAAGUGCAGUAUCUGGUGGAAUACCACAGACUGCACUUUAAAACCAUAUGGGAUUUUUUGACAGGCUUCAAGUUAAUAAAAAAUAUUCUUUUUUAAAAUGCACAUCUCAGAAUAAUUCAUUUCUACACUAAUAACUCUUCUGACACAGCACAGUGCCAGAGAGGAUAAAUCCCCCUUCCAAAAUUAUUCACCAUUUCUUAAAUGCAUAUGGUAUGUAGACAGCUUUGGCCAGAGAUCUUUGCACCCACGUCACACAUCCCUACCAGCUACUUGCCAUAUUCUUAAAUCACCCUACUCCUUAUUUUUCAAUGUUGACACCAGCAGCAAUUGUACUUCUGAUGCUUUAUGAGAUAUUCCCUCCAGGUACUGGUUAUUUCUGCAACUCUCUGUUACUCCAAUACCAGCAUUUUUCUGGGCAGUUUACCCUCAUGCAGAUUAUAACAUUUUGUUGUGGGAUACUAUGGUGAUACAGAUUUACUGCUUUAUUUUUGAGACAGGGACAUUCAGAAACCUGGCUAUUUACAUUUCUAAACAUCCUGUAUUGGGUGCUGUUGCUGCUCAGUUAGUGCACUACCAUAUACUGUGUUUCAGUAUUUUACUCAAGAAUUAAGAAAAAAGAAAAAUUCUAUACCUGCUUUUCUGAGAACUGACAGGUAUCAUGUUAAUUCCUCAUCACAUAUCCUAAGCUUAUCUCUCUUCAGCACAGUGCUGACACUUGGUAACUAAAUAACAAUUUUACAGACAGCAAGGAUGGAAAAUGGAGAAGCCACAGAGCCAUCAAUGCUCAAGCCUACUCUCAAACCUGAUUUUCACUUGGUGGUGCAGUGUGAAAUACAGAAACAAAAAAUUAAAAAUGUUUAUUCAAGGUUUUAAGCACAAUGGAGAGAGGAUUAUAAAGUGCAAACCUGUAUUUUUUUCAAUUUCAAACUCAGUUCCUAUUAAGGAAUAAGUACCCUUAAGCACUUCUUUACUGAAUUGCUACUCAGUUCUCUAAUCCUCAUCCCUGUGCUGAAUGAGGAGAAUUUGUUUUCUGUCUGUAUGCAUUGCUCCCUUCUGCUUCCUAAGAUGAAAGUUUACCUGACCCACAAAUGGCAAAGAACAAGUUGAGGAACAAUCAUCAGAAUUUACAAGAUUUUAUUUAGUGGAAGAAAUAAUUCACCAUAAUUAUCUUGGAGGUAUGUUCAAGCAUUGGUUUGCACAAAUAAAACUGGAGAAAACUCUUGA